AUGGGCGGCGGGGCCCCUCCCGCCGCUCGGCGAUCGAUUGCCCGCCCUGCGCACGCGCGCCGGGAUGGGCGGGGCCAGCGCCCCUGGCGGACAGAGCGGAACGGGGGGGGAGCCGCUGACAGGAGUGAGAGCGGAGAGAGAGCGGGGAGGCUUGUCCCCAUUUUGGGGGCACUGGGGUCGGGGUUUGUCCCCAUUUUUGGGGCACUGGGGUCGGGGUUUAUCCCUAUUUUUGGGGCACUGGGGUCAGGGUUUGUCCCCAUUUUGGGGGCACUGGGGUCGGGGUUUAUCCCUGUUUUUGGGGCACUGGGGUCAGGGUUUGUCCCCAUUUUUGGGGCACUGGGGCCGGGGUUUGUCCCCAUUUUGGGGGCACUGGGGUCGGGGUUUGUCCCCAUUUUUUGGGCACUGGGGCCGGGGUUUGUCCCCAUUUUGGGGGCACUGGGGUCGGGGUUUGUCCCCAUUUUGGGGGCACUGGGGUCGGGGUUUGUCCCCAUUUUUGGGGCACUGGGGUCGGGGUUUAUCCCUAUUUUUGGGGCACUGGGGUCAGGGUUUGUCCCCAUUUUUGGGGCACUGGGGUCGGGGUUUGUCCCCAUUUUUUGGGCGCUGGUGCCGGCGCUGCCCCCGCCGCCCCUGCGCCGUGUCCCAGCGGCAUCGCCGUCGUUGUCGCCGCAGCUCAACCACAGCCAGGAGGAUUCGAGCCGCUGCUCCGACAACUCGAGCUACGAGGAGCCGCUGUCGCCGAUCUCCGCCAGCUCCUCCACGUCCCGGCGCCGGCAGGGGGAGCGGGACCUGGAGCUGCGGGACAUGGAGCUGCCCGACGUGCACGGCCGGGACCUGCCCGGGCUCGGCCACCGCUUCCUGCCCAGCGAGCCCAGCAAGUGGAACGUGGAGGACGUGUACGAGUUCAUCCGCUCCCUGCCCGGCUGCCAGGAGAUCGCCGAGGAGUUCCGGGCGCAGGAGAUCGACGGGCAGGCGCUGCUGCUGCUCAAGGAGGACCAUCUGAUGAGCACCAUGAACAUCAAGCUGGGCCCCGCCCUCAAGAUCUACGCCCGCAUCAACAUGCUCAAGGACUCCUGAGCCGGGGGGGGGAACCCCAAAAACACCCCCCGACCCCCCCCCCGGGACUCCCAAACCACCCCCGGGGAGGGGCUGGGGGAGGGGGAGACCCUUGUGAGCACAACCCGAGCCCGGGGAGCCCCCGGGUGUGUAAAUAGCCCGUAGGUCUUAGAGCCCCCCCCUCACAGUCUGGGGGGUCACCCCCUCUUCUCCGGCAGGGAGUGGGGGGUCCCCAUGUCCCCCCUGUGCCCCCCACACCCCCCCCAGUCGGCAGGGCCAAGCAGGAUGGUUGCCUUAAUGUGAGCCCCCCUCCCCCAGCUGGGAUUGGGGGUCCCUGGAGGGGGGGGUUGGACCCUCCCCCCAAAAGGGGCUUGGGGAGGGGUGGGGUUCACACCCCCCCCCCACGCUGGGCCGGUUUGGGGGCACCUCAGUACAGGAUGGUGGGAAGGGGGGGCCCCCCGGGCAGGUCAGAACCCCCCCACAGCCCCUCCACCCCCCGGCCCCCGCGGCCUUUUUAAGAAAAGAAAAGGAAAAAAAAAGGAAAAAAAAAAAACAAACCGGCCCCUCCCCCCCCCGGGCUGGAUUUUGGGUUGUUUUUAAUAAACACGG
This is a messenger RNA of Chiroxiphia lanceolata (lance-tailed manakin), 1662 nucleotides long. RefSeq lists its product as uncharacterized. Bases 1 to 1074 code for a protein of 357 amino acids. NCBI's taxonomy places the organism in Eukaryota, Metazoa, Chordata, Aves, Passeriformes, Pipridae. Gene Ontology annotation, cellular component: PRC1 complex. The record is from RefSeq and is a predicted model, not a curated record. The transcript has 3 exons. Gene Ontology annotation, molecular function: protein binding.